AUGUUAUCAUUUUUGUCAAGAUGGCAGCCCCCAGCAAACUCUGGGAGAUUGCGACCUGUUAUGAACUUGGUCAUUGUUGGACCCCUAGUUGCGUAGCAGCUACUUUAUCUGUAGGAAAGGCAUCGGUGAAAUAUUCUCUGAAAUUGUAUACUGCAUUCUACUUAGUCUCACACACAUACGGACGUCUGAAAAAGAAACAGAGAUUGACUUGGUCACGCCUGGUGCCUUUCUUUCGUGACGUCUUCCAGUCGACAUUGUUUCUUUCUAGCAAUGUCUCAAUGGUCAUAUCUGCAUUCUGUGUAUUUAGACAUUUAUUUGGAGGUUUUUAUACUGGAUUUGGUUUUAUUUCUUCAUUUCCUGCCUGCUUUAUUGCCAUAUUGACUGAAAGAAAAAGCAGGAGAUCAAUGCUAGCACUCUAUACAAUGAAUCUUGCCAUGGAAGUAGUAUUCAACAUGUGUAAGCAGAGGAACUAUGUCUCACCAAUCAAGAAUGGAGAAGUUUUGAUAUUUGCAGCUGCCUCAGCAAUCAUCUUCUGUAUGCUCCGGUAAGACCCCUAAAAUCUUUAUUUUAUCAUUUCCAAAGUUUUUGGAUUGUGAAGCUGAAAGGGAGAGGGAAAAUCACAAACUUGGGAUUGUUCAAUUCCUACUUCGUUAUAAGAGGUCUAAUUUUUAGAUGAUCAUGAGAGUCACGUGAAUUCUUGAUGUUGAAUGAAUGUAUUUUGAUCAGUAAAUGAGAUGUUCUUUUCACCGACUGAUACACUACAGCUAUGAUUGGAGAAAAGGGAAAGCAUCAAUGUGGAAUAAUGAAAGAUUUCAAAGAGCGCCCUCUUGCUUCCUGAGGUAUACAGCAUUUUUUUCUGAAGGGAAAUGACUUGUUGGGAGUAAAGACACAUUUUCAUAUUUAUAAGUUGAUUUAUCUGACAAUCAAGCAAUCCCUUUGUGAUAUUUUUUUUGUAAGAGAGAUUCAGAAUUUUGAUUUAUACUGGGCUAUUAAGGACUUACUAAUACAAAAAUGUAAAUAUUGACUUUUUUAAAUUUCUAUUUAAAAAGUGUGUAUAAAAAUGAUCAACAUUCGAUCUGUUGUGAAGUAUAGAGUAUUGAAUUGCGGUGUAAUCAAUUUUCCAUUUUUGCAUUUAAGCUUUUUUGAUGCCAUGUUUUCGUAGUGCACGAUGAAAUACCUCCAUAACCCAAAUUUGGUGGAAAUCGGUAAACGGGGCCUGAGAUAUGACCUCAUGAAUACAUUAUUAGCUCCAAUGAAAUAAAACUUGAAAU
Molecule: messenger RNA, 1271 nt
Organism: Lytechinus variegatus (green sea urchin)
Lineage: Eukaryota; Metazoa; Echinodermata; Echinoidea; Temnopleuroida; Toxopneustidae
Product: transmembrane protein 135-like
Exons: 6
Coding region: 21-548 (175 amino acids)
Source: RefSeq, a predicted model, not a curated record